CCCGCCUGCCUGCCCGCCAUGGAGCCCGGCCCCGAUGGCCCAGCUGCAUCCGGCCCUGCCGCCAUCCGCGAGGGCUGGUUCCGCGAGACCUGCAGUCUGUGGCCCGGCCGGGCCCUGUCGCUGCAGGUGGAGCAGCUGCUCCACCACCGGCGCUCGCGCUACCAGGACAUCCUAGUCUUCCGCAGUAAGACCUAUGGCAACCUGCUGGUGUUGGACGGUGUCAUCCAGUGCACGGAGAGGGACGAGUUCUCCUACCAGGAGAUGAUUGCCAACCUGCCUCUCUGUAGCCACCCCAACCCGCGAAAGGUGCUGAUCUUCAGGGACGGAGAUGGAGGUGUCCUGCGUGAGGUGGUGAAGCACCCCUCCGUGGAGUCUGUGGUCCAGUGUGAGAUAGACGAGGAUGUCAUCCAAGUCUCCAAGAAGUUCCUGCCAGGCAUGGUCAUUGGCUACUCUAGCUCGAAGCUGACCCUACAUGUGGGUGACGGUUUUGUGUUCAUGAAACAGAAUCAGGAUGCCUCCGAUGUGAUCAUCACUGACUCCUCAGACCCUAUGGGCCCCGCCGAAAGUCUCUUCAAGGAGUCCUAUUACCAGCUUAUGAAGACAGCCCUCAAGGAAGAUGGUGUCCUCUGCUGCCAAGGCGAGUGCCAGUGGCUGCACCUGGACCUCAUCAAGGAGAUGCGGCAGUUCUGCCAGUCCCUGUUCCCCCUGGUGGCCUACACCUACUGCACCAUCCCCACCUACCCCAACGGGCAGAUCGGCUUCAUGCUGUGCAGCAAGAACCCGAGCACCAACUUCCAGGAGCCUGUGCAGCCGCUGAUGUGGCAGCAGGUGGCACAGAUGCAGCUGAAGUACUACAACUCCGACGUGCACCGGGCCGCCUUCGUGCUGUCCGAGUUUGCUCGCAAGGCCCUGAAUGAUGUGAGCUGA
Piliocolobus tephrosceles (Ugandan red Colobus) is the source of this 927-nucleotide messenger RNA. Its product is annotated as spermidine synthase-like. Lineage: Eukaryota; Metazoa; Chordata; Mammalia; Primates; Cercopithecidae. The coding region runs from base 19 to 927 and encodes 302 amino acids. Gene Ontology annotation, cellular component: cytosol. Gene Ontology annotation, molecular function: spermidine synthase activity. Gene Ontology annotation, biological process: spermidine biosynthetic process. The transcript is spliced from 2 exons. The record is from RefSeq and is a predicted model, not a curated record.